Mytilus trossulus (common blue mussel) is the source of this 1242-nucleotide messenger RNA. RefSeq lists its product as uncharacterized. The transcript has 2 exons. The record is from RefSeq and is a predicted model, not a curated record. Bases 142 to 1242 code for a protein of 366 amino acids. NCBI's taxonomy places the organism in Eukaryota, Metazoa, Mollusca, Bivalvia, Mytilida, Mytilidae.
UGAUGAGGAUGAAUAUUUUGAAACACUCCACUGCUCAAAUGCACAUAUUUUAAAAUAACCUAUAGAUUAUGGGAAACUUGUUUAUGUACUAAAAUAUUUUGACAGAAUCCAAAAUCCUGUUGAAAGCCAGUCGUCAUUCCAAUGGUACCAAAAAAGAUUAUGUACCAGGCGACCAUCGCUAUUGUAUUAUACUGUUCCCUCUACAUAUUCUUCUUGCUGAAACCAUUUUACCAACAUCAUAGAAAUGCAUUUAAUACAUUUACAUUAUCAAGAGGAGCAGUUCAUCUUGAGCAUAGAGAUGACAAACAAGUUAUUCCAAAGAAAAAACCUCUUCUUACUAUUUUUACAACAUGGAUUUCGGACAAGAAAAAACAUAUUUGCCGAAAUAAUACUGUUCAAAACUGGAAUCUUUUGCAGAAAAAUGUUGUUAGAAUCUUAUUUACUAAUGAGUCUGAUUUGAACUUGAGAGUGAAGUCGAUGGGUUGGAAGGUUCUACCAGUUAAAAAAGUAGCAAGCGUUACUAAGGUACCGGUGCUAAAAGAUCUGUUUUACUCAAGUUUCAAGGCUGAAGAUUCUACAUUUUAUGCAUAUGCUAACGGUGAUAUUCUGUUUACAGAUGACCUCAUAAAAACAUUGGAAACCUUUUUGGAAUCGAAUCUGAGCAAUUCGGAAGAUGUGUUGCUGAUAGGUAGACGUACAGACGUACGGAAUGUUACGCUCGAAGAAGCAACAAAUCACGUGACCCUGAAACUUGCAGCUUAUAACAGAGGAUCUUUACAUACGCCAUAUGGUAUUGACUUCCUCAUAAUAAAAAAGUCAUAUCCACUUUUUGACUUUCCUGACCUGGUUAUAGGGAGACCUUAUGUAGAUUCAUUUAUUGUGUUGGAAGCAGUUAAUCGUGUACCUGGUCACGUGAUUGACAUUACUGUGACCUCAUUGGCUGUACAUCAGGUCACAUUACCUGGAAAGGAAGGGGUCGACGAAGGUAGUACGCAUCCGGAUAAAAAUUACAAUUAUGAUUUAUUGAAGUCCAGGAAACCGAAUUACUCAAGAGGAAAUACAAAUUGUGCUCACUAUUAUACUAAUCAUACUUUGUUGAACAACAAAAUAGCAAUUACAAUUGAAAAAAGGAGGCAUCUUAUAGACAAGAGAUGUGUACCAUUAAUAGGUGACAUUUUGAAAGGAGCAAGUGUUUUGCGAGGAUUAAAAAUGUUUACAAACUAUAUACAUUUUAUUAUUUAA